UCAGUUUCAAUUUGGCAGCAUCCCACUGAAAAUGGCGGACGACAACGUCGAUAUCUCUCGAGCUAUCCGCCAAAUGCCUUCAUCAAAUCACAUUAGGAGAGCUGUAUUCUGGUAGGAACUGUGGAUAUUUAAGAUCCGACAAUAUAGAAAACAUUGUGAGGUACAAGUCUGGAAGCAUACCAGCUACCAAUGAGGAAAUCUUGGGGAUUAAACUAACGGUAAAGCAUCCACGUCGAACAUUUUGUGGGACCAUUUUAGUGCUGGCAGCAUUGGAAGCGCACAGGAGCAGCAGGACCAUUAUCGUGUUGUGCAAGCACUUGUUACGCUCAUCCUCUGGCGUGCUGUUCUGGUAGUGUGGUGGUGUCCAUUGCAUUUGCUGCAAAGAUAGAGAGACUACAUGCAACUCAAACUGUUUUUAGUGUUCGAAAUUUAUAGAAGCGUGUAUUAUCCUUGCAUGAAAUAAACAAAGACAACCAUCUAUCCAUAACUGUUAAUCUUAUUGAAGUUUGGAUAUUUUCUCUUUUUUUUCUCUGCAAGUGCAUUUUAUUGGAAGUUUUUAAAUUUUGUUGAAUUUCAUUCAGUGGGUCACUGGCCAACUCCCGGCCAGAGGACACAGAGCGUAGAUAACUGUAUUUGGACAAGUGACGGGUGCAAGCUUAAGUCACAAUUGACUUAGAUAUUCCUGUCCAAGUGUGCUGUCCAUCAACUUCUUGGCCUUUGGAUUUAUUUUUGGAUCAUUAUUCAAAAGACAAGCAAUAGAUAGACACUUUUGAACGGAGUGCUUCAAGAUCUUGUGGCCUUUUCAGGGAUGACGGAUAUUUCAUACAUUUUUCUGUAGCAAAACACCAAGACAUCAAAAUGAGUAUUGCACAUCAAGGGUUAACAAAGAAUAUGAAGGCAGAUCCCGAGAAGCUCUACACAAAGCUAGAGCGGAUCGGCAAGGGAUCCUUCGGUGAGGUCUACAAGGGCAUAGACAAUAUCUGCAAGGAGAUAGUGGCCAUCAAGAUCAUAGAUCUUGAGGAAGCGGAAGAUGAGAUCGAAGACAUUCAACAGGAGAUCACUGUCCUCAGUCAGUGUGAUUCUGCCUAUGUCACUAAGUACCAUGGCUCAUACCUCAAGGGAACAAAGUUAUGGAUCAUCAUGGAGUACCUUGGAGGAGGAUCCGCCUUGGAUCUUCUGAAAGCUGGUCAAAUAGAUGAGAUCUAUAUAGCCACAAUUCUACGUGAAGUCAUCAAGGGAUUAGAUUAUCUUCACUGUGAAAGGAAAAUUCAUAGAGAUAUUAAAGCUGCAAAUGUGUUACUGUCAGAGAACGGGGACGUCAAACUUGCUGACUUUGGUGUGGCCGGUCAACUCACGGAAACGCAGAUCAAAAGGAAUACAUUCGUUGGUACACCAUUCUGGAUGGCACCAGAAGUCAUCAAACAAUCAGCAUAUGACUCAAAGGCUGACAUGUGGUCCUUAGGCAUCACAGCCAUUGAGCUGGCGAAAGGGGAACCCCCUAACUCAGACCUCCACCCCAUGAGGGUACUCUUCCUCAUCCCAAAGAACAACCCACCCAAACUAGAAGGCAGCUAUAGUAAGAACUUCAAAGACUUUGUAGAAGUCUGCUUAAACAAAGACCCACGGCAUCGGCCUACAGCCAAGGAGCUCUUAAAACACCGUUUCAUCAAGCAGGCAAAGAGAACAUCCUACCUCACAGAGCUAAUUGAACGAUACAAGAGAUGGAAAGCAGAAGGGAACGACUCGCCAGACUCGGACCCAGAAGAUAAUGAUUUUCCCAAUGACACCCUGCAAAAUAGUGUGCCUCCGUUCGAAUACGACACCAUUAGGGGAUCACCGUUCAUUCCGGAGCCGUCGAUAGACUCCCGUCCGGAACCCGUAGAGUCCAUCCCGAGAAGACAACCCAAAUCAGAGUGCAUUCAAUCCCUCCUCGUUCCUAUACUCAGAGGCCUCAAGCAAAAGAAUGACGGUCUAUCUGGUGCCAUCGACGAGCUACAGAACAGUUUUGAUAUGGCAGAAGAAUCAAGUCCUGGGAUCUGUGAUAGAUUAGUUGGUCAGAUAGUGUCAAGAGUAGAAAGUCCACCCAGGCCAUCAGUAUCAAGAUCUGGUCAACAUUAAUCUUUCCUCACAUCAACAUCAACAUCAUCAUCUAACUUUCUGAGCCAUCAGUGUCCUCUGAACGAUCAGUGUCAUUGGUGUCAUCGGACCUGUACAUCCAUGAGUAAGCCAUGGCACGGAUUCUUCUACGAACAAUCUUUGGUUGAAUGUUGUAGAAGUGGUUUCAUUGGUAAUAACACUGAGGUGACCACUGUGAUCAAGUCAAGACAUGGAUUCUGCUCUGAAAAACCAUCGGCAGAUGUUGCAGAAGUGAUGUCAACGGCAGUAAACUCGAUGUAGAAUACCAUAACCAAGACAUUCUUCUACGAACAAUCAUCGGCUGAUGUAGAAGAAGUGUCAGCGGCAGUUCUACAAAUAAAAAUCAUCAGAAAGUGCAGAAGUGGUGUCAGUGGCAGUUCUUCUAAGAACUAUCAUCAGCACUGGAAGAAACAAGUCGGUUCUAUCAUACAGCAGCCAACACAUUGAUUCUACAAGCAAUCACCAAAAUGUCAAAGAAGUGCCUUGGUAGCAAGAUGCAGGAGGCUUCUCUGCUUCAGUCAUGUCAUCAUAUGAAGGUUACAGGGAAGAAAGAAUAUCUUUGAAUGAUCAGAGAUAGUGAUGUCAUCGAUGAUGUCAGCAGAGAAUGGCAUCUUGAGGCUUCUUCUUUGCUGCAGUUAUAGCAUCAAACAGCUCAUGGAUCAUGCCGUGUGGGGAAGGAAAGCUUUUUGAGGAAUACCGUUGAAUACUAUACAAGAUGGAUUGUGAUGUCAUUGAUGAUGUCACCAGAUAAGUGCUAAUAUUCUGAAAGAGCACAAAAAUGACAUGCUGUGAACAAAGACAUGUAAUAUGUGCUUUGAAAUGUCUCAACAGCCAAUUCUGUCUGGUUCUGGAAAGAAAUUAGUGUCUUCUUUGAUGGCAGUUUGUUCCUGUAAGACAUCAAUGUGUGCCCUCCGCUUUCGUAGAAGAAUUGUAGCCAUGGUAGACAACUUUGUCAGGAAUCGUCAGCUUGAAUGAGAACAGGUGUCUUCUUUGAAGCAAAAUUAGCUGGAAAGGAUUAAUGUGUCACCAUGUAGGAUACUUUCAGACACAAAAAAAUAUUAGGAGCCAAAAAAUGAUUGCUGUGUCUGUUUGCUUUUGUAGCACAUUGACAGCCACAAUAAUGAUGUGUGUGGUUCAAAUGCCUUAUCGCAACUCUACUGCCGCAUAUUGUAACAUGCGGGAUUGCUACAACAUGGAGUCACAGCUGAUAGUCUACGAAGAUUGCAACGGCUCUCGUUCUUCUCAACCUACAAUUGCAGAUAGGCCUAAAUACUGUGCUACUGGGAGAGUAGCUACAUUUGACGAUUGUAGGCGUAACUCGAUUGAGUUAUAAUAACGACAUUAAGACAAAGCCUUCUGCGACUUUGUGCAUGUUUGAGAAAGGAAUGGUUGUCUCGCAACAAUUUUAUUAAGAAGAUAAGGGUUCCUAAUCUUCAUUUUCAGGUAGAAUGCCAUGCGAUCAUAUCUAAUAACUAGGUUUAUUGCCUAAAUGUAGCUUUGUCAUGAUACUAUGUAAUAUGACAAGUUGUUAUUUCAUUACUGAAUCAUUUAACUCUUCUUACUCUUCUUUCUCUCAAUGUAAUGGAAUUUGCACCCAGCGGAACAGAUGAGGGGGAGCCACUAGUCUGCUGUGCAAACCCUUCACUCGUGUUAAGGGUCUGAAUGUGCAGCCUAUAAUGCCUUGUGUACUGCAGGCCCUCUUGAUCCAGCAAGUUUCAUAUGUGAUAGUCUUUGUGUGGAGACCCGCUUGUUGAUCAAAGUUUCAAUUAGGGUCUGUGCCUGCAGACUAAGGAUCCAUAGUGUAUUGAUACAUUACUUGUACUUAGUAAUAUGGAGCCUAAGAAUUACCAGUGUACUGAGUAAUAUACACUUUAUAAGCCAUCCAUUUCACAUGCAGGUAUUUCCACAUAUUUUAGAUUAAGGCUUCCAGGGCAAGGUUCAGGGGGGUGUUUCACAAAGACCUAAGAGUGACUCGACAUCUCACCUUCCUAGUUAUCACACAUCUCUGCAUUGGUCAGAUCAUGUUCUGAGGAUGUGCACUGUGUGUAUGUACAUCAUUGAGGUUAUGCUGAAGUACUAAAGCUGGGAUAAUGAUAUCCAAGUCCUUGGCGGGGCAUAAAGAUGUUAUUUCAUAACAUUACAUGCAGUAUACCAGUAAUCAUGAGUUUGUUGGCACUUACACACAAUAUGAAGUCACCCUUGAUUUUUCGUGAAACAGACCCCUGUCCCUCAACCUUCUGUUUCGUCAUAACUGAGUUGGAGUGUUCUCUCAAUGUUUCAUGAUUUCCUCGUAGUAUGUGUGUUGUGUAGAAGAAAAAACUUGUUAUGGUUUUAUUUAUUCAUUUUUUCAAACAUUUUGAUAUUGCAAACCUGAAUCUCAUAUCAUAUUCACUUUAUAAUAUUCACAGAGCUGUUUGCAUACAGUAUCAAUUUCUCAGUUGCAAUAAGUCAUUUGCCCCACAGAGGUUUGUGACCCAUUAUGAAGAUGUUUUAUUCUUCCUUUUCCAAUAUUAAAGAGUGAUCUGGAGUAGCCUUAAUACAUCAGUAUGACAUAUAUCAUAAGUGCUAUUAAUAUUCAUAUUAUUGAUAUUAUUCCUGAAUUUAAUUGGACCCUUGUUGGUCAGAUCACCCCCUUUAAAUUUUCAUAAUUGUUAUUGUUAAGCUGUUUCUGAACCAAUUUUGUUUUAACAAUUGACACCUGUAUCUUGAAUUUAGGAACUAACAUCAAUACACAUUGAUGUGGUCAUUUUCAUUAAAGUGGACAAAAUCAGUGAAAUAUCCAAAGCCAAUUUCCCCCUUGAGUUGAAUUUAAACUUUAAAUUUCAAGUAUUAUGCAAUAAUCAGUUGUGUGUGAUAUUAAUUAUCCAAUUCAGUGAUCAUUACAUAACAAUACAAAACAAACAGUCUGCAAGAGGAUAUCAAUAUUAUAAUAUAGUAUUUGUCAUACUAUGGUUCCAAAUAAGAAAUCCUUGCACAAGGUAUCAAUCAGGGGAUCACAGCUAGGAAUUCCUGUUGUUUUCAAUUGUCAAUGGUUUCUGUGGUAAUAAAUUACUUUGACGUUAUUUGGUACUCUAUGAAAUAAUAUAAGUUAACAAUCAAAUUGUCCAUGUAUGUAUAUAUUACAUUCUCUUUGGGAUUGUUGCUAUCUAUUGUAAGAUGAGAAUAUUUUUCAAGAAUAUUUUUCUUUUUUUUAAAUGAUUUUUCUACCGUCAAAGAUAUAUAAUCUCUUGAACAAUUCACUACUUCUUGAUAAAAAAAUUUCAUGUCAAUUUAUCCAGAACUUUUCUAAAUUUGAUUAUGUCAUGUAGGAAUGUUGUGGUGUAGUGGUUCUCACUCUCGCCUUUUAAUCAGUGGGUUGUGGGUUUGAAUCCCAAGUUCCCAACAAUGGCAUUAUUUCCUUCAGCAAGAAAUUUUCCAACAUCCUGCCGUGCUCAACCCAUGUGAGAAAAAUGGGGACACCAGUCCCAUAACACAAAGGUUAGCGAUUGAUCAUAUGCUUGAUUUUCAUGAUUGAUUGUACAUUGUAGUCAAUGCAAUCAAUCAGAAAGAUAUUCUUCCACAGUGAUUGCUAAGCUUUGUGUUACGGGCCAGUGGAAGGAAUUUAUUAUUUGAUAUGCAGUGUGCAUAACAGCUACUUAAAGCCAGGGCAAUCUUGCUGUAUCCUUGCGGAGUGCUUAGAGACUUCUGAUAAAGAAAGUUAUAAGCUCUAUAACAACUUGGUGGGCCAAUCAGUCCACAUCAGUUUCAUAUUUUUGGUGGCCUGCAACGCAAAUUUGAUGGCCCUAAAACUAUAUAAAAUAUUACAAUUGAUUAAAAUCUUUGGUAGCCCAACUGGGCCACCAAGUGUGGUCUUUUACAGAAUUUUGGUGGCCCGACUCUCAUUUUUGGUUGUCCCGGGCCACUGCUAAUUUCAAGCCUGUCUAUAAGCACUUAUGAUAAUCUUUUUGCAGUUGGCUAUGUGACCAUUUCAUAUCAAAUUGAUUACAAUAAAAUUGAUAAAUUCAGUAAUUCCAGGAGCAUAAGAGAGCAAAAAUGACAUCAAAAUUUGAUUGACAGCAAGAACGGUACAGCAAUUUCCAAAAUGAAAUUUUCCAUUUUUUAUCAUGCUUGAAUUAAAAGUAGAUUAAAAUAAAAGAAAUGGGUAUCAAAAUUAAUAUUUAUUUAUAUGGAAUGGAUCAGAUAUUUAUUUUCUCGUGAGAGAAGUAGUGAAUUGUUAAAGCCUUCAACUGAAUGUACUUUGCAUGAAGCUGUAUGCAGCGGAUUUGAGUAACCAAAUAUGAAGCAGCAUUAUUUUGACCUUUUGAGACUAGAAUUUAUACAUAUAUGUUUUAUUUUAUUGAUUAUUCUGUAAUACGCAGUUGGCCCCUUGCAGGCUUUAAUAUGUAAGAUUGUGUGUUCAUGUUUAUUCUUUGAAUAAUUUUGUCUAUUUUCUUGUUUGGAAUUUGGUUUGUAUUCUUUUCUUUGCACAAAAUUAUUCAGAGUGCUGCAUUAGUACCAUCUUUCAUAAAACUUCUAAUCAACGACAAUCUGCAAGCUAAUGUUGUAAGCUUCUGAAUUGAUGCAAUUUGAUUGGUCGAAACUGCAUUUGUUGCAGAAUGCAUGUUUGAAAACAAGUUUUAUGGGAAAUUUGUCUAGGUCCAGUUUUGAAUAUAGUUUUAUUCUGUAAUGAUAUUUUACGGAGUGUUCCGAAUGGUCUCAAUAAAAGGUAUUUUUGUUUUUUUCAUUUCUGUGUGCAAGAAAUAUCUCCUUCCAUUAGUAAUACUAGUUUUUUCAAAUGUUCAACUUCUCUUUGAAGUAUGAAUUAACUUAUUUUAUAUAACGGUGGUGCAUGUCACUUUAAAUGCAUUUAAUCCUCUUUUAGGCGUAAAAGAACACACAAUUAAGAACAUUAAAAUUUAUCCUUUGAAUAUAUUGACAAUGAUCAGAUUUCUAUCAUUAUGUGUAACUUGUAUGCAAAUCAGUUUGUACAUUUUCUGAUUCUUGAAUGAAACAGAUAUAUGAUCCGAGUGGAAACCUACAUGUAUUUUGUACCGAGUAAUUUUUAUGGUAUUUAUCUUUAAUAUGUAAUAAGAUAUUUUGAUAUGUACAUGUAUAACUCCAGAAACUCAAGUGUGAGGAGAUUUAUUUUGUAUUGUAGGAUUGUAGGGACGCUUCAUGCCGCUUUUGACAUUGUUUUUCUUAAUUAUUUAUAAUUAUUCCAUCAAAAUUUAUUUCAUUAUACAGGUAAGAUCUUCAAAGUGUAACAAUUUAUUUUUCUUGUUGUAGUCUGAAUUUUUAUUUUGGUUGGUCUGUUUGUUAUUACUAAUUAUUCAAUUUGCUUGCAUGGUUAGAAAUUGAAACCUUUUUUUGUAAUAUUACUCAUGUUCUUGACAAUUAUUGUCUGCUUACCUCAUUUAAGUAACUUUUCUUUGUUCCUUAGAAGAUAUAAGAAUAUAUAUACAUACAAGAUCAUCGAAUUAACCUUUUUUCUUGAUUCUAGGUUUUCCCCUGAGUCAAAAUAUAACAAUUUGAAAAUAGUUUCCAUUUAUUUAUUUCCAUUAUUGUUAGAUUAUGUAAAACUGUGAUAUAGGGAUGAUGGGAGAGAUUGUAGAUUUGUAGAAAAUACUGAAGGGAUAGUUCCUUUGUUGAAAGGAAGUAUAUUUCUUAUUUUUUGUAGGAAUGAUGUGUCAGAGAUUAAGAAAACAUUGGUUUGCAGCAUGCACAAAAUACAAUAAUUUUUUUUGUCGGCAAUAGAGUUUGUUUGCAGUUUAGAUGUUAAUAGUAACAAAUAACCUAUGAAAAUUUGCAGCCCUGUGGUUAUCGCUCUAUGUCAUGAAGCCAUCGAAACAAUAUUUUGCAUUUCUAUGUUAUUGCAUUUUGUGACUUCUUCCAUGAGAUAUCAAUAUAAAGCUUGAUAUUGAAAUGCGCUUAUUUAAAUAUAGGGCAAUUCCAUAAAAUGAUCAACCUUUUUGUACAUCCGACCCCCAUUUUACUUAAGUCUUACUUCACUUCAUGAACUGACCAAGUCAUGGUCAUUUGAGAAAAUUACAGACUGUCAACAGAACAAGAAAUCAGAGACAGAAAAUUUCAUGAAGGUCCCACAUAUAUGUAUAGGGGGUCGGACUUACAUAUUUUAUGGAAUUACCCAGGAUUAACUUUGAAUUUAGCCCAGAGUUGAUUAAUCUUAAAGGCCCGAGAGAUAGGUUAACAUUAGCCUGUGAAUUAGAAUUGACUCACCUUUGUGUACCCUGGGCCAUGUUUCAUAAUACUUAUUUAUUUUUCUGGGACAUUUCUUAUUGAAACCAUUACUCUAUUUUUGGAUACCCUAACGAAACGUGCAUUGAAUAUUUGGAUGUCCAUAAACUUAGCGCUGUGAUGGUUUGUGAAAAGGGUCCCUGAUGAUAGAUUAUCAAAUUUAAGUGCAUUGAAUUCAAAAUUACAUUAGGGUUUCACAAGAGCAGAAGUAAAUUAGGCAUAAUCUCAAAAAUAUUGUUUUAUUUGUUGAUACUUUUCCCAAUGUAGUUUAUGGCAAGUCCAAGAACUAGAUAAACAUUUUUAUUUUAGUGUGACUAAUAAGCGUCAUCUUGAGUUUAUGAUACUAUAAAUAGGAAAAUAUAUAUAAGAGAUCAGUAUUUGUUUUGUUUUUAUUUGCUUUGCUCGAUGAUUGAUUCUGUUUUCUUUCUCCUGUCAUGUUUUCAUACAAAUCAAAACGUAGUUGGAAGAAAACUAUUGUAAUUAUUUUUGUCAAAACUGGUAAUGUACAAAUGAAGAACUGACGAUGAAA
Lytechinus variegatus (green sea urchin) is the source of this 8899-nucleotide messenger RNA. RefSeq names its product serine/threonine-protein kinase 25-like. Gene Ontology annotation, biological process: protein phosphorylation. Gene Ontology annotation, molecular function: ATP binding; protein kinase activity. Bases 859 to 2118 code for a protein of 419 amino acids. The transcript has 9 exons. The record is from RefSeq and is a predicted model, not a curated record. NCBI's taxonomy places the organism in Eukaryota, Metazoa, Echinodermata, Echinoidea, Temnopleuroida, Toxopneustidae.